AGUUCAUAUAUUGUCUUUGUAUUAUUUAUGUUUCAAUGAGCAAGAUUUAACAAUGGACGCUGAAGUGCCGAUAUUAUCCGGAUAUUUAAAUGUGCCAACACAAUCGGGAUUUCCUCUACAUAGAAUUUCUAAAAAAUUCCGAAGAUAUUGACUUUAAAAUCAAACUCCGGCUAUUUCCAAAAGUUAUAAAGCUUACAAAAACUAUGGAUCGCGUAGCCGGUGUUGGACAUACCUCAGAGGAGAAAAUCUCAAGCCCUGGCCGAAGGCCUGCUACUUACAAAGGUUAUAAAGUUUAGAAAAUCUAUGGAUCGCAUAGUUGGUGAUGGACCUACUUAAGAGGAAGAAAAACUAAAAAACCGGCCGGAGCUACUCAGAAAAGCUAAAAAGAAAUCGUGCCAGAAAUAUUGUUUGCUCUUCAAAUCAAGUCGAUACGGAAUUGAGCGACUAGAAAUAUGCGAGACAAAGGAUGACAAAUAUCCAAAAAUUAUUACUUUGGAAAACUGUGUUAAAAUAACUCAAGAACCACCUCCAGCAAACCUUAUUUGCAUUGUAAAAAAAAAUGAGACAUUGACCCUUAAUGCCAUCAAUGAGGAAUGUCUAAUGGAAUGGGUUAAUGCCCUGCAAAAUGUUGCAUUUCGUAACAAAAAUGAAAAUACUCAAAAUUUAUCUGCCAUCGAAGAGGAUAAUGAUUUGUAUUGCAGCUCCUACGAAGAUGGACUCUUUAUUGUAUCUCUCAUUCCAACAGAAGCUUCAAACCGUUGUAACAUCGAUCCCAAAUGUUAUAUGCUACAUUUAACGGCAACUGAGCUGCAAUUAAAGUCAAUUAGUGGUUCCAAAAAUGUAAUAUCUAAUUGGCCGUAUCGGUUUAUUCGCAAAUAUGGAUAUCGGGACGGAAAAUUUACAUUUGAAGCUGGUAGAAAGUGUUCAACUGGUGAGGGUAUAUUUAUUUUGGAUCAUACAAGCCCUCAAGACGUUUUUCGUUGCAUGUCGUCCAAAAUGAAAAGUAUGAAAAAACUAAUAUCUGGUGAUGUUAUUAAUAUUGAUAGUUGCGAAAAUCAACUUACUGCGGCUGCAUCAAUGGAAGCUGGUUCACGUAGCCCUUUACCACCUUCGUAUUCCACACAACGUUCUUCCGAACUAGAGAACAAUUCGAGUCAAAUACCUAAAGGGUUAACCCUUGUUCCCAGUAAACCACCUCGUAGAAUUGCGCCUAUGACAGAACCACCUCUUGCCGUUGACUCUCCGUGUAUACCCUUGAAAAGCGAACAAAAGAAUACAUGCGACAACGCAAAGUAUAAGCAAUUUGAUGCUGUAACAAUAACAACAAGUGAUUCGAAUAAAGCAGUCGGAUCUACGGUCAUACUUAAACCGACAUCUCCGAACUUACCCUUCACGCCAGACCCUGCAUCAGAAGCAGUUACAUUUCGCGAAAAUUUAGCUGAACGAGAUUAUGAAUGUAUUGAAAAUAUAACCGAAGCGUGGAAAACUUUAGGUAUAAACGAAGUAAAACAUAAUGAAAAUGUACGAAUAUCGACUACCAAGACCUUUCAAGUCAUUAAUAAGGGUCGGGAAAAAGUAAUAUAUGCAAGAGACAAGGUAAAAGAAUGUUUAGCCCCAGGAUCUACGUCGAUAAUGUUUGAUAUUGAUAUAGGUGAAAGCAGCAAAAAUGUUGCAAGCAUUGUACCAACAGAUCUAACCUACGAUCGACUCGAGUUCUUGACGGCUAACAAUAGAACUUCCAGCGGAUACAAGACUAUAGUGCCAGUUACAUCCAUUGCAAACCAGUGCAUGUCGACAAAAUCAUUGCAAAAUGAAUAUGAGCUGAUAAGUGUGCCAGACACAGAUUCAUGCCGCAAAGCCGAUGACACACAUUUAGGAUAUGGCGUUCUUCGUAAAUCCAAGAACUUGUUGUUUUCAGCCACUGCAAAUUCAAUGUGUAACAAUACUCGUUCAACGGACAUGGAAUCUGGAAUUAAGGAAGGUAGUAGCAUCCAAUGCGACAUAAACGGCAUAAAUUAUGAACAAGUUAGAAACCCCAAACGAGUAUAAAACAAGUCACCCAUUUAAACACUUAUAUAUCAAUCUGUGAUUAUUAUAUUUGAAUUAGUAAUAAAUUUUUAUAUUGUCGUUAAACAUUGCGAUCAAAUGUGACUAUACAUAUAUUAUUUCAAAGAUGAAUAUGUAAAAGAUGUAAUUGUGUAUAACAAUCUUACCUAAAACAAGAAGCACCGUUUUGAAAAUGCUCACCUUUCCUACUAUGGUCAAAUGUUUAGUGCGGACGUAUUACCCAAUUACGAAAGGUCUUCGACAACAAAAUAAAUUACAACAAUAUAUUAAAAACUAAA
Musca domestica (house fly) is the source of this 2345-nucleotide messenger RNA. It is a transcript of the gene Dok, whose product is annotated as docking protein 1. The transcript is spliced from 3 exons. Bases 601 to 2049 code for a protein of 482 amino acids. Gene Ontology annotation, cellular component: cytoplasm. Gene Ontology annotation, biological process: cell surface receptor protein tyrosine kinase signaling pathway; positive regulation of MAPK cascade. Lineage: Eukaryota; Metazoa; Arthropoda; Insecta; Diptera; Muscidae. The record is from RefSeq and is a predicted model, not a curated record.